AUGGCAGAUAUGCAAGAUUAUGCCAUACAAAUCCUUACCUUCCUAGCUUCCUUCUUCUUUAUCCUGAUCAUCUUUGUCAAAUGUAGGAACAAAGUUCGCCUUCCACCGAGCCCCAGAGCCCUGCCAAUUAUAGGACAUAUGCACCUUCUGGGUCCUAUUCCUCACCAAGCUUUUCACAAACUCUCAAUCCGUUAUGGACCUUUAGUUUACUUCUUCAUUGGCUCAAAGCCUUGUGUUCUUGCUUCCACACCUGAAAUGGCAAAAGAGAUACUUAAAAACAAUGAAUCUAAUUUCAUGAACCGCCCUAAAGUAGCAAACCUUGAUUAUCUUACCUAUGGCUCAGCUGAUUUUGCUACCAUACCUUAUGGACCCCAUUGGAAGUUCAUGAAGAAACUUUGCAUGACCGAAUUGUUAGGCAGUCGAACACUAGACCAGUUCCUCCCGAUUAGACAGGAAGAGACAAAGCGGUUCUUGAAGCUAGUACUCAAGAAAGCAGAAGCAAAAGAAGCAGUCAAUGUUGGAGGAGAGUUGAUGAGAUUGACAAAUAAUAUAAUAUCAAGAAUGCUGCUGAGAACAAGGUGUUCUGAUAAAAAAGAUGAAGCUGAUGAGGUGAGAAAGCUGGUGAAAGAGUUGAAUGAGUUGGGUGCCAAGUUUAAUCUGUCAGAUACGAUUUGGUUCUGCAAGAAUUUUGAUUUGCAGGGUUUUGAGAAAAGGCUGAAGGAUGCUCGAGACAGGUAUAACAAUAUGAUGGAAAGGAUCAUGAAGGAGCAUGAAGAUGCGAGGAAAAAGAAAAAGGAAGUGGGUGAGGAAGGUGAUACAGUGAAGGAUUUGCUUGAUCUUUUACUUGAUAUAUAUGAAGAUGAAAAUGCAGAGAGGAGAUUAACCAGAGAAAACAUUAAAGCAUUCAUAAUGAACAUAUUUGGUGCUGGAACCGAUACAUCUUCUAUUACAGUAGAGUGGGGACUAGCAGAGCUCAUCAACCACCCACAUGUGAUGGAGAAAGCAAAACUGGAGAUUGACUCUGUUGUUGGAAAGACCAGACUCGUACAGGAAUCAGACAUACCUAAUCUUCCCUAUCUCCAAGCUAUAGUAAAAGAAAUAUUAAGGCUUCACCCCACAGGUCCAUUAAUCGUGAGAGAAUCAUCUGAAGAUUGUGUAAUUGCAGGCUAUACAAUUCCAGCAAAGACCAGACUAUUUGUUAAUGUCUGGUCACUUGGUAGGGAUCCAAACUACUGGGAAAAUCCACUUGAAUUUAGGCCACAGAGGUUCACUAGUGAAGAGUGGUGUGCAAAGAGUAACAUGCUGGAUGUGAGGGGGCAGUAUUUUCAUCUAUUGCCAUUUGGUACAGGAAGAAGAAGCUGCCCUGGUGCUUCUCUUGCACUGCAAUUUGUUCCAACAACUCUAGCUGCUAUGAUUCAGUGCUUUGAAUGGAAAGUUGGUGAUGGAGAGAUUAAUGGUACUGUUGAUAUGGAAGAGGGACCAGGGCUAACUCUCCCCAGAGCUCAUUCCCUAGUUUGUUUCCCAGUGGCUAGGCUUCGUCCAAUUUUGUCAAUCUGACAACGGUUUCAUGAAGAGGCUAGUAUUGUUUAACUUGUGAAAUUGGGGCAUUAAACAGUUGAAAUUGGAAACGUUAAUUCUCUGGGGACUUUUGUGGGUGCAAGUGCUAUUUUCUUUGAAGUAAUUGUACAGUGGGGUUGAAGUAAUUGUACAGCGGGGGGAUUUGAACCUCCUGUAUGUUCUGUUCUUAUUUCAGUCCCUACUGAGGUACUGUGGUAUGCAACAAUGCUUUUC
Messenger RNA from Manihot esculenta (cassava), 1791 nucleotides. Its product is annotated as 3,9-dihydroxypterocarpan 6A-monooxygenase. Gene Ontology annotation, cellular component: membrane. Lineage: Eukaryota; Viridiplantae; Streptophyta; Magnoliopsida; Malpighiales; Euphorbiaceae. Gene Ontology annotation, molecular function: iron ion binding; heme binding; oxidoreductase activity, acting on paired donors, with incorporation or reduction of molecular oxygen, NAD(P)H as one donor, and incorporation of one atom of oxygen. The coding region runs from base 1 to 1557 and encodes 518 amino acids. The record is from RefSeq and is a predicted model, not a curated record. The transcript has 2 exons.